Huiozyma naganishii CBS 8797 is the source of this 1863-nucleotide messenger RNA. RefSeq names its product branched-chain-2-oxoacid decarboxylase THI3 (gene THI3). The coding region runs from base 1 to 1863 and encodes 620 amino acids. The transcript has a single exon. Gene Ontology annotation, molecular function: thiamine pyrophosphate binding; carboxy-lyase activity; magnesium ion binding. Lineage: Eukaryota; Fungi; Ascomycota; Saccharomycetes; Saccharomycetales; Saccharomycetaceae. The record is from RefSeq and is a predicted model, not a curated record.
AUGAUGCCCACUACAUCAUACAAAAUGCAGAACAAUCUGCCGGACCAAAUCACCAUCACAGACUACCUGUUCCACAGGCUGAGACAGCUCAAAGUCAAGACGAUCUUCGGAUUGCCCGGCGAGUUCAACAUGCCCCUGCUCGAUAAAAUAUACAGGAUCCCAGACAUGAGGUGGGCGGGGAACGCCAACGAAUUGAACGCUGCGUACGCGGCUGACGGGUACUCGAGAAUCAAACGACUCGGCUGCCUCGUAACCACAUUCGGUGUCGGGGAACUGUCUGCUAUCAACGGCGUUGCAGGAUCAUUCGCAGAACACGUUGGUCUCUUACACGUCGUAGGGAUGCCACCUACAAGCGCCCAGACGAAACAACUGCUCCUGCACCACACUCUCGGGAACGGCGAUUACAACGUAUUCUACAGAAUGGCCAACGAUGUCACUUGCCAUACGGGUCUCGUUGCAGACUCAGAUCUUUGUUGCAUGGAGGUGGAUAAGUGCGUGGAAAUGGCAUGGAGGGAACAGAAACCAGCGUACUUGGGGAUUCCUGUAAAUCAAGUAGACCUCACAGUGGAUUCCGUGAGGCUCGAUACACCACUGAACUUAGAAUCUGAGCCCAAUAACCAAGAAAUAGAAAACGACGUUGUCAAAACGAUUCUCAAGAAACUGUACACCUGCGAAAACCCUGCUAUUAUAGUCGACGCAUGCGUGAUAAGGCACGAUCUCGUAGAGGAGACAAAACAGUUUCGCCAAAUGACAAAUUUCCCAACUUUCGUCACACCAAUGGGUAAGGGCGCCGUAGACGAAAGUUUGUCGAAUUUCGGCGGUGUCUUUACGGGCUCGCUUUCGUCUCCGAGUGUGCGGGAAGUCGUGGACUUUGCAGAUUUCAUCAUAGUGAUCGGAUCCUUACUUGCGGAAUUCAGCACUCCGACUUUCCACUUCUUCUAUAAAACGAAAAACUAUGCUUUGAUACAUUCCAGCUCUGUCAAACUGAAAAAUGCAACAUAUCCAGAUAUACACAUCAAACACCUCAUGCAGGUACUUUUAUCGCGAUUGGAUACUUCGAAAAUAAGUUGUACUUUUAGAAAUACCCCGCCCAUCAAUGUCUCAAGACCCAAACUCUCGGGCAACCAACUAUUGAAGCAGGAGUGGGUUUGGAACGAAUUGUCACACUGGUUUCAACAGGGGGACAUUAUAAUAACAGAGAUCGGUACCUCCGCGUUUGGUAUAAACCAAACAAGGUUCCCGCCACGAACGAAGGGCAUAUCACAGGCAUUAUGGGCAUCCUCUGGUUACUCCGUCGGGGCUUGCUUGGGUGCAUCGUUUGCUGCACAGGAGUUACAAGAGGAAAACCCAGGGGAUGCGUCGUUACAACACAGAGUCCUCCUGUUUGUCGGUGACGGUGCUUUCCAAAUCACCAUGCAAGAGAUUUCCACUAUGAUAAGAUGGAAGCUUACACCGUACAUAUUUUUGCUGAACAAUCAAGGUUACUCUGUUGAUAGAUUUUUACACCAUAGGUCCAAGGCCUCGUAUUACGAUGUCCAGCCUUGGCAUUACCUCAAAUUCUUUGACGCAUUUGGUGCAGAUGAUUACGAGACGCGAAAGAUUGUAACAUUAGGGGACCUGAGAGAUGUUAUGAAUGACAAGCACUUUUGCAAAGACGAUAAAAUCAGAAUGCUGGAGAUAAUGCUGCCCUCCACAGAUGUUCCUCAGGUUCUUGUCGAAAGUUGGAUGAGAGAGAAGGAGGAACAAAAUAAGGUUCACGAGUCCCCGCAGUUUUUUGAAACACCAGACUCCGUAGAACUUACAGAUGCCACUGAUGAACCCACUCCGAAGAGGAGUAGGCUCAAUGAUGUCGCAUCGAUAUAG